Molecule: messenger RNA, 2929 nt
Organism: Ostrinia nubilalis (European corn borer)
Lineage: Eukaryota; Metazoa; Arthropoda; Insecta; Lepidoptera; Crambidae
Gene: Der-1
Product: derlin-1
Exons: 5
Coding region: 234-992 (252 amino acids)
Biological process (GO): endoplasmic reticulum unfolded protein response
Cellular component (GO): Hrd1p ubiquitin ligase ERAD-L complex; endoplasmic reticulum membrane
Molecular function (GO): ubiquitin-specific protease binding; misfolded protein binding
Source: RefSeq, a predicted model, not a curated record
AUUUUAAAUGUCAAAAUAAAUAAAAAUCAUCCUUCUCCGAUUUUCUGGACAAAUUCUCAUAGGACACGUGUACUUGCUUCUAAUUUGUGUUUAAUUUCAUCACCAACAUAAAUAUUGCGCUCAUCAAGCCGAAAGAGUCACCACCAAAGUGGUUUCGGGUGUUGAGACUUAGUGUUUUGUGGAUGUUAGUGUGUCUGUAGAGCUAUUGUGUUUUUGUAGGAAAACCAACAAAAAUGUCUGAGUUUAAGGACUGGUACAGGAAUGUGCCGUUUUUUACGCGUACUUGGUUAACUUUGACGAUAGUUUUUAGCCUUAUCGGCCGGUUUGGACUUGUUAACCCCUAUUACUUGUUGCUCGACUUCUACCCCUUCGUGUUUGAGUGCCAGAUAUGGAGGCCGCUAACCGCAGCGUUCUACUACCCCAUCGGUCCAGGCACCGGUUUCCAUUUCCUGAUCAACUGCUACUUCCUGUACACAUACUCGCAGCGGCUGGAGACCGGAAUGUUCCAGGGCAAGCCUGCAGACUACUUGUACAUGCUCCUUUUCAACUGGGUGUGCUGCGUUAUUAUUGGACUGAUGAUUAAUGUGCCGUUGAUCAUGGACCCGCUAGUCCUGUCCGUGCUGUACGUGUGGUGCCAGCUGAACAAGGACGUAGUUGUGUCGUUCUGGUUCGGCACCCGCUUCAAGGCGAUGUAUCUGCCCUGGGUGUUGCUAGCGUUCAACAUGAUCCUUAGCGGAGGUGGUGCAAUGGAGCUGGUGGGCAUUCUCAUCGGUCACCUCUCGUUCUUCCUGCAGUUCAAAUACCCGCAAGAAUUCGGCGGCCCUGCUAUCUUGACUCCACCUGCUUUCUUGAAAAGGAUGUUCCCCGACUCCCGAUUCGUGGGAGGCUUCGGCACCGCGCCCCAAGCGGUGGGCGGCGAGCGCGCGCGACCAGGCGACACCAUGUUCGGCGGACACCACUGGGGUCGCGGGCAAGUCCUCGGCGGCAACUGAACGCAUGGUCACCCUAUUGUACCAUAAAGUUAUACCUAGCGGAAUAGAGCAACGAGAUGUCACUAUAGUCCGGUCGCCGAGCACGUAGAAUUUCGUCCAAUGACCCCAAGCUGUGUGCGACGGGCGGCCGCAAUGAGUGUGCGAGCGCGACAGCAACAUAAUUACGCGCGAGCGAUAAUGAUGGGUAGCUUGCGGUCAUUGGACGAAAUUCUACGUGCUCGGCGACCGGGCUUUAGCAGCAACACUAUGGUAAAAAUGAGGUUCAGUGAUUGAUUUAUUUAAUAACUAGCUAUCCGCCCGCGGCUUCGCCCGCGUGGAAUUUUGUCUGUCACAGAAAAACUUUAUCGCGCGCGUCCCUGUUUCAAAAACCGGGAUAAAAACUAUCCUAUGUUCUUUCCCGGGACUCAAACUAUCUCUAUGCCAAAUUUCAUCAAAAUCGGUUGCGAGGUUUAAGCGGGAAAGCGUAACAGACAGACAGACAGACAGAGUUACUUUCGCAUUUAUAAUAUUAGUUGGGAUUUACAAAACAGUGAAAUAAUCCUGAAAAAUGACACACAAAUGAUCCUAAAAUCGGUUUCGUUUGACAGCUCGUGGUUGUUGCUCUAUUCCGAAGAAUUAACUUUAUGUAUUAUACAGACCACAGCACGUCAAGGUAAACUGUGGCAUCUAUGUAGUGGGAAUAGAUGCUAUUUCACAACAAAAUUGAAUAGUCUGUGCUGUAAACGGUAUUCGAUGUUCGAACGGAGGUUCUAUAUGAAGAUGGUUUUUAUUUAGGAAAGAUUUUGCAUUUUAGUAAUCUUUAAUUUUGUUUUAUAAGGAUGGCAUGGCAUGUUUUUGUAUGCAGUUAUAUUUAAAUUUGCUUCGAAAGGUCAAGAAUAACAAUCAUUUGCUAUGGUUUUUGGGUAUUCAAAAAUGUAAAAAACUAUAAUUUUACUAUCAUGGCUCUAAGCUUUGGUUUUAUUCAAAAGUAUAGAACUACAUACUUUAUAUUCAACCUCCACUUUAGAUGUAAUAAUAAAUUGAUGUUAUAUUUAUGACGAAUGGAUGUCUUAAAAUGUAUGAAGGUGUUUUGAAAUUAGGUGAAAACGAAUGUUUUGGAAAACUGUGGGUAAUUUGUAGUUAUAACUGGCUGUUUUUAAUAAAAGUAAUGAACUCUGUAUAACUUAUAUUUUUCAAUAUUUGACGUCAUAACUAUAAUUACGUAAUUAUCAACUGAGGUUUUUAGUUUAAUUAAUCAACAGUUCUAUAUUUAGCGAUAGUAAUGAAGUAUUUAUUUUUCCGAACAAUAUUUAACUCAAAAUGAUGUUAUAAUAUACCUACAUAAAUAUGUACUUUUAUAUCAGUUUCGGAAUGUCUGACAUAAAACAUCACCCUGUAUAACUAAUAUCACCAGGGACGGCUCAUAGAUUGUAAGCAGAAAUAUUUAACCUGCCAUGGCAUAGCAGGUGAUUGUGAUAGAUAUUAUAAAGCUGACAGACUGCGUGUGCGCAUAUUUUUAGGGCAUCGGACAAGGCAGCUGCUAUAAUCGAGUCGUAAAGUAGUACAGACGUCGACACAUCAAACUAAACCUUAUGGCGUUAGUUGUAAAGUGCUAUUUUCAAAUAACAUAGUUUGAUUCGUUAGGUCAUAGGUGUGCGAGUCUGGUCACUUACUACAAGCAGUGCCUGUUGAAAUCAAUGCUGUAUUAAAGCAUUUACUCAGAAAAAAUACUUUGUAUAACAUAAUAAAUCCAAAAAUAUUAAUAAGGAUUGAAACAUCUAGCAUACACUUUUUGUGAUCAUCUUUGUAGAAAUCAACUGGAAUAACCGAAAUUAGAAUAAAAAGUUAUUGUCUCUAGAGCAAACUUAUUUUUUAACUUUCAUCAGUCUCACUUGUGUACAUAAUGUGGAAGAUAUCUUUGUAUGAAAUUGUUUUAACAAUAAAAAUUGUAUAAUGUA